Molecule: messenger RNA, 3367 nt
Organism: Ostrea edulis (European flat oyster)
Lineage: Eukaryota; Metazoa; Mollusca; Bivalvia; Ostreida; Ostreidae
Product: leucine zipper transcription factor-like protein 1
Exons: 10
Coding region: 128-1024 (298 amino acids)
Biological process (GO): negative regulation of protein localization to cilium
Cellular component (GO): cytoplasm
Source: RefSeq, a predicted model, not a curated record
UUUUCGUACGAUUUGUUUGUAUGCCAACCUCGAUUUGGAAUAUUUUUCCUGUCAACAGUGACGCUUUUUGAAGUUAUUCCCAUUCCUGCCAGUAUUAGGAGAUACUGGCAAUACUUUUUGUAUCAAAAUGUCUAAGCUUGGAGUAAAUGACCACCAUCAAGCUCAAGUAAUUAAUUACAUGCGGUUCACACGCUAUCAACGAGGUCAGAGAUUACGAGCUGUUGAGAUGUGUUUUGAGGAGCUAAAAAGCAGCAGAUUGGAUGAAACAACCUACACAAUAGAUGAGGUGACUGAAAUGUUAGACGGAUUACUGUCAGUUGUCAGAGGAGAAGUGGAAGGGGAGUUAGACAACACAGCCUACACAAAUGUUCUGCUGCUCAGACAGAUGUUUCAACAGGCAGAAAAGUGGCAUCUCAAACUGCAGGCAGAUAUCUCGGAACUAGAAAAUAGAGAAUUGAUAGAAACUAUAGCAGACUUUGAAGAGAAGGAAUUUGCAGGAACAAAAAGGGACACAGAUUUCAACAGCGUAUUGAGGAAAAUGAAGUUGGCUCCGAUCAAUGAUUCUGGAGGUGCUGCCCUACUGCACAUGAAAAUUGAAGAAUUAGAAAAGGAAAAUCUGAAAUUAUCAGAGCAGAGAACACAGUUUGAGAGACAAAUCAAAUCUUUGGGAGGAACUGUAGCUGUUAGUGCAGCCGCUUCAUCUGUUGCGGGUGGAUCAAAUAAGAAUGAUGGGGAAGUGAAUGAUCUGAGAGCGAAGUUGUCUAAUCUGGAAUCAGAUUUUGAUAAUAGUAGGAGGAGCACUGCCAAUUCAUCAAAUUCAAUGGAGAAAGAUUUAGUUUCAACAAAACAUGAGUUGCUUCGCAUCAGGGAAAUGUUAGAAAUGGCGGAGAAGGAACUUGAAAAGAAAGUCAGUCAAACCAAUCCAUUCAAAAAUUUGAAGCAGAUGCUGGUGAAGAAAAAUGACCAAAUGAAAGAACUCCGAAAAAGACUUUCAAAAUAUGAGAAAGUUGAUGACACAGAGUAAUGUGAAUCAGUGAAUUUCGAGCCUGAUUCAUCGGAAGAUCAACUGAUGAAAUGUUAAAAAAUUCCUUUAUUUCACACUGAACCUGUUCAAGUCUGUUUAACUGAAGAGGCAUGCAAAUGUUUAGUUCUAAUCAUCAUCUAAAAUCGGAAGUAAAUACACAGAUAUCUCUAUAUUAAAAUGUUUACUUUCUAUCCCUUCUUGAGAUUGAGUGAAUGUAGAGAUGUGUUGAAAGGCUCAUUGUAUGUUUAAUUUGUUGAUGUUGUAUGUAUAAAAUGGAAUAUGAUUUGACGGCUUAGUUUUGCCAGCUUGUUUUGCCCUCAAUGAUCUUUACCCCAUUCUAAUUAUAGAUAUACAGCACAUUCUCCAAAGAACAUAUAUUUUUAAAAUCUCAAAAUUUCACUUUCUUUUCAUUACAGUCAAAAUUUCUUCUGGUUUACUAAAAAGUGAUAAAAGGAAUAACAGUAAAAAAAAAUCAUUGGGUGUAUCAGAACAUUGUUAUUGUAAUGUUGAGAAUGAAAACAUUGAUUUCAGUUGUUUUAUUAUAAUUAUAGCAGUAGUGUAUUUGAUGCUUAUUUUAAAUGUACACCUUUAUGGUUUUACAUAUUCAGCAAAAUCUGCAAUGUUGUGAUGUGAAAGUAUGACUUUCGUAGCUGAUCAUUUUACAAAAUUAUGAAUUCAAAUGAUGUGCAAUGUGUCAUUAUAUGCAUGUAUGUGUAAUUUGCAUACUGAUGGCUAACCACGUUUAUAGUAACCCAGGAGUGAAUGCUUCAAGUGCUCUGAUUGGCUGAUAUUCAUAAAGUAGGAAGCCAUCAAAAUACUGGAAUAAGGUUUGCAGCAAUUGAUUUUUGAUGUUUUUAUAUAUAUUAGCAAGAAAACCUAGGUGCAAGUAUAUUUAGCAGAGCUGCCUAGUUUGGAUAUUGUGAUGAAAAAGUAAUGGGCAGUUGAUUAGAUGUUUUGCACAUAUAUUCCAGAACUUGAGAAGGAUUCUUCAUAAUCUUAAAGCUUUUAAAUUUAAACUACACACAAAGAGUCUCCACGAUUCUAGAAUGACCUACUUCUGAGUUUUAAAUCUACAGUGUAUUGAUAAUGAAAUUAUGUUAACAAGUGUUGAAGGAACUUCAAAUUGAGUGGGGAGUUUUUAUGUCCUCUCCAAACAGGUCAUAACCUGUGUAUAUUUUUUCAACUCUACUUACUGAGAUUUUGAUAAUAUACCCUUGAUCUAGAUGUGAUAAUUAUUCACAGGUGUGAGGUCUAUGAAUAUUACUUAGUAUUUCAAAAAAUUCUGCAUUCUCACCCUCUUUGUUACUUCCCUUGUCAUCAGAUAAAAAUGAUUGCUUCAGUCAGUUACCAGUUUAUACCCAUCUAUGUCAGCUAAUGCAUUUCAUUUCUGGAAAGUCAAAAUUUGUCUUCAAGAAAUAUGUGCAAAGGUUGCAUAACAAUUAAAUUGAUUAGCAUCAUAUUAUACAUAUAUAUUUCUGGUUACUUCUGUCAAUUUUUCAAAUUUACUACAACCUAAGAAUCCCCCCCCCCUCCUUCUUUCACUGUCAUAGUAUUGAUGCCAUAACUCACUCAUGAUUAUUAUUAAUUUUAUUUUCUGAUUUUUUAAAAAAAAAAUUACUAAAUUUGAAUUUGACCAGGACAUACUGGCAUAAUUUUUUUUUUUUUUUUUUUUUUUUUUUAUACACUUUAGUGAUGUCAUUCCAAUUUGCGGUUUCUUUCAUAUGUACAUGUACCUGCAGUGAUAAAGUAUACAUGUACCUGUAUAUAUAAAGUUUUUGCAUUAUUAUACAGUACAUGUAUGUGUCAUUUUGAUUUUAAUGUGAUGAAGUCUUUUGAAUCUCUACUGAUGUACGUUUUUUUGGUCUUCUGACUGGGAGAAAGUUGUAAUGCCGAGCACAUUUCAUGUAUGAGAAUUUGUAAUUGAAUGGCCUUUUGGUCACAAGUUAUGGUAGGUUGUGAAUUUGAUUGGUCAUUCUCCAGACUAUUUUAACAAUUCCGUCCUCUUGGAGAAAAAAAUUGUAAUGAAAUUGUUAUUAGAUAAUGUUACAGGGUUUGUGCAUUUUAUAUUAGUUUUUGCUCAGUUAUGUAAUCCAGUCAGUAUGAAAAUAAAAACCAGGAUAAAUUGUGUAAACUUUGAUGUGUGUGAUAGAUUUUGGAAUUUUUGUUAGAUACCGGCUUGAUAUUCCCUAGGAUGCUUUGAAUGUUGACUGGAAUGUCUGGAACUAUACAGUAUAUAUAUAUGGCGACUCUUUUUAGUUUGUGUAAAUUCUCAUCUGUGAUAAAUGUCUGGAUGUCUUCAUUCUUUAUUGUAGAUUUAUAAUAAAUAUACAUUAUGUAGGAGAA